Molecule: messenger RNA, 576 nt
Organism: Aureobasidium musti
Lineage: Eukaryota; Fungi; Ascomycota; Dothideomycetes; Dothideales; Saccotheciaceae
Source: the annotation of a GenBank genome assembly
AUGGGUAUCUUCGACUACGUCUCCGACCUCUACUCGUCCCUGUCCGUCCAGUCAUGCGAGGCUGAAGUUCAGGACGACCUCAAGUACGCUUCGGGCGACUUCAACUCGUCCAAGGACCAACAGAACGGCAUGGGCACGGCUCAGCAAACCCGUGGCGCCACCACCAAGGGCGGUGCCGAGGCCAACAAGCAGGACGCCAAGAAGCCCGAGCCCUCGAACGAGAAGGGUCACGUUGCUGGUGACGGCGGUGCUGGUUCUGGUCAGGUUGGCGCCGACAACGCUGGCCCCCACGGUGGCCCCGUCGGCAAGGCCGAUGAUGAUGAGGAUGAGGAGGAAGACGAGGACGAGGAGGAGGAGGAUGAGCCCGAAGACCCCAAGCCCAAGAUUGAGGAAGAGUGCGCCAAGUCAUCCGAGUGCGCUCCCUACAAGCACCACUACGACCACUGCGUCGAGCGCGUCACCAAGCAGCAGGAGGAGAACGGCAAGGCCGACGAGGACUGUGUUGAGGAAUUCUUCCACCUCGCCCACUGCGCAACCGCAUGCGCCGCCCCCAAGCUCUUCAAGCAGCUCCGAUAA